Scedosporium apiospermum is the source of this 1866-nucleotide messenger RNA. RefSeq lists its product as uncharacterized. The coding region runs from base 1 to 1866 and encodes 621 amino acids. NCBI's taxonomy places the organism in Eukaryota, Fungi, Ascomycota, Sordariomycetes, Microascales, Microascaceae. The record is from RefSeq and is a predicted model, not a curated record. The transcript is spliced from 6 exons. Gene Ontology annotation, molecular function: hydrolase activity.
AUGAAUUCUCACGCCCCUAUUAGGAACAGCGCACUUUGGCUCUCUUCAUUCGAUAAACCCCUAGAGCUCGUUUACCUUCCCGUCCCUGAGGCAACGGCAGGCUCAGUUGUCGUCAAGGUCCUCAACACCGUCGUCUUCCCCUACGCCGAAGACAUUCACCAGGGAAGACUACCCGUGUUCAACCUCACCCUCCCAUUGGUGCCGCACCCUAGCCAUAUCGGCCGAGUGCACGCCGUUGGGCCAGACGCUGUCCUUACGAAGCCCGGCGACCUGGUCUUCUUCUCAGCUCCCAUUUCUGCGCGAGACGACCCAGAUGUCGGCAUCAUUCAGGGUCACCAUGGCGGAGAGGGGUCCAGAGGCAUCAAGCUUAUGCAGGGCGAAUGGCGAGAUGGGUCACUUCAGCAGUAUCAGAAGGUCCCGCUUGAGAAUGUCUUCAUCCUGAAUGAGGACCGACUGUGCAACCAGUUUGGCUACACCCCCGCGGACCUUCAUGAGAUAUCGUUCUACACUAUUUCGGCCGGUGCAUUAUGCGAAGCAGCCGAGCUGCGGGCGGGCGAGACAAUUAUCGUUGGCCCUGCCACUGGUACCUUCGGUGGCAUCACGUCCGACUUGGCCCUCGCCCUGGGAGCCAAUGUCAUUGCAAUUGGUCGCAACAAAGACAGCCUUGAGCGUUUAGCGAAACAGCUGGAACACCACGAACGUUUCAGCUACGUCGUCAUGACCGGCGAUGAUGAAGCCGAUGCGGCCGCGAUCCGCAAGGCUAGCCCCGACGGACGCGGUGCCGAGGUAUACAACGACUGGGCAUCGGGCGCUCUGACGGGCUCACCGUAUUUCUCAGCUGCUAUACGCGCCAACCUCAAAAUUAUUGGCAAGGUGAUUGUCUCACGGUUUGGGAUCGAUCUGACCAUCAAGAUGGUCCAAUCGGGGGUUCUCAAGCUCGGGAAGCGUGGAGGGUCGACACACAAGGUAUAUAGUUUAGAAGAUCAUCACGAGGCCUUCCAUCAGGCGAAGACGAAUGGAUUCCGGGUCUACACCAACAUAGCCCCUAACCCUUGGUGGGGACCCGGCAUUCGCGGUGGGGCAGUUGACGGCUACGUUGAGUUGGGUUAUGUUGAGUUGCCACCGGGAGCCGCCAAGAAUGCCGGCUUCGCCUUUGAGCUUUUCCAGUUGGCAUUUUCCAGGAUCGAAAUGGCGUGUGUCGACUGCUACAGGGGGCAUGACCAUCCCGGCCCCGCUAGUGGGCGAGAGAUCAAGCUCCACGGCUACGAUGUCUACGUUACAGAGCCGCAAGCCGAAGGACGUACAGCGAAGGAGCUGAUCGUUGUCCUUUCUGACAUCUUUGGAUGGAACACAACCAAUCUGCGCAGACUGGCCGAUUCAUACGCUGAGCGGACUGGCUGCAAGGUGUACAUCCCAGACUUCAUGCAUGGAACUGCCGCACCUCCGUCGAUAAAGAAGGUUAUUGACAGGAUUCUCAAUGAACGGGGUCUAUGGGGGUGGCUAGUAAAACCGUGGUUGGUUUUGAAAGCCCUAGUCGUCUUCUUGCCCUGCACGAUUCGGAACAACGUCGAGAAGCGCUACCCUGGCAUCCGAAACUUUUUAGACGACUUGCGCUGCAACGAAGGGGCAAAUUCCAAAAUCGGCGUUGUGGGCUUCUGUUGGGGAGCAUACAGCGCCACACGGCUAGCUCACGGUGACUUGGCGCGCAAUGGCAAGACCCUCAUCGAUGCGGCUUACACUGCCCAUCCGAGUAAGAUAAAAGUUCCCCAAGAUAUCGAAGAAAUCAGACUCCCCUACAGCAUGUGCAUUGGCGAUAUCGACUUUGCUAUGCCUCUACCCAAGGUUCAGCAAGCGGCGAGGUGGUGA